CGAGACUUGCGGGUUGUUUUUGUUUUGUUUUGUUUUUUUCCUCCACCUCCACCCUCUAGGGGUGAGUGGCAACUGCGGACAGUAGGCUAGCAAAAGAAAAGGCAAUGAAAAGGUAUAGGCACUGCACAGACGCCUAAAGCUCGCUGGGGCAGAGCGAAACCUUUCCCCGCGGGCCCCGCCUCUCUCGGUAGCCCGCCCGCGUGACCCUGGCUUUUACAUAACCGCGGUUUCGUUGUGUCACCUAUGGCGUCGGUCUUGUCGACCCAAUCGGAACGUCCCAAGCCUCCGGACUCCGCCUCUCUUCUUGGGAUGGACGUCGGGUCAGACCAAUGAGUAGGCGGAAAGAGUAACUGUGCCCGCCCCGCCCCUCCCCGCUGUGUCGCCUCCGCCUCCGGUGGCUACAGGUUGGGGUUGAAUCUGUCAGGGGGAGAAGCGAAGCUCGAGGCGGGGCAAGCUCGGAGCGCGGCCGGGGGCUGAGGCCCGGAGUGGGACAUGGCGGCGCUCUACGCCUGCACCAAAUGCCAUCAGCGCUUCCCCUUCGAGGCGCUGUCCCAGGGACAGCAGCUGUGCAAGGAAUGUCGCAUUGCACAUCCUAUUGUUAAAUGCACCUAUUGUCGAAGUGAAUUCCAGCAGGAAAGUAAAACUAAUACGAUAUGCAAGAAGUGUGCUCAGAAUGUAAAGUUGUAUGGAACGGUAGAUGGGAAGUUGCUGUGUUGGCUGUGUACAUUGUCAUACAAGCGAGUCCUUCAGAAAACCAGAGAGCAGCGGAAGCACCUGAGCAGCUCCUCCCGAGCAGGCCAUCAUCAUCAGGAGAAGGAACAGUACAGCCGGCUGAGUUCUGGGAGCCACUUUAACAGCUUUUCACCAGAUUUAGCUCUGGACUCUCCAGGCACUGAUCACUUUGUCAUCAUUGCCCAGCUAAAGGAAGAAGUGGCUACACUUAAGAAGAUGCUUCAUCAGAAGGAUCAGAUGAUCUUAGAAAAAGAAAAGAAGAUUACUGAAUUGAAAGCUGAUCUGCAGUACCAGGAAUCUCAGAUGAGAGCCAAAAUGAAUCAAAUGGAGAAGACCCACAAAGAAGUCACAGAGCAGUUACAGGCCAAAAACCGAGAGCUUCUGAAGCAAGCAGCUGCUUUGUCAAAGGGCAAAAAAUCUGAGAAGUCAGGAGCAAUGACUUCUCCAUGAAAAAUGACUUGGGAGCUUCUUGAACAGCAGCAACAGGAAGUCUUAGGCUGGUGCUGGAGGCAUGGCUCUACUGGGAGCUGCAAGCUUUCCCAGGAAUCUCCUUUUAUACUGUGGCUGUGGGCAGGGUGGAAACAUCUGGUGUGUUACAUUAGGAUCCGAUACUGGAGGGUGUCAGGGUUAAAUUGAUAUCUCUCUAUUUUUUGUACUUUUUGUUUUUUAUAGUGGUAACUGCUCAGUGUUUUGUGCAGAAGGAAUUAUUUUCCCCACUCCUGCAUCCUGCAUUUCCCAUGAACAAAUAGUUUGGCAUUGGGUAAAUAUUAUCACUGCCACCUUUUGAACUCAGAAGCUGCCACUCUAACAGGACUUAACCCAAUGGAGGUUUCCCUCUCCAUUAAAUUGCUGCUUCAGGGGCUACUUUUUUUUUUUUUUCCAGGUAUACUAUGAACUUUGUACUAUAUAUAGACAGAAGUUUAUUUAUUUAAAAAACAAAAAAUGAAAACCCUUUUUCUUGAGAAAGGGAAAUAAUCAGACCAGCUAGUUUGCUUUGUGACAGAGCUGUGAUAACUAUUGAAAAAACCACCCCAAUCUCCAUUUAGACUACAGAAAAGGAUGGCAAUUUCAUUUGAUUUAAUGCUUAGUUGUUUCAUAAUGUUGAUGGUUAAAGUGAGUGAAACAGUUGGAUUCAGAAGUGGGGCAUUAGGUGCUUUUUUUUUUUUAAGGACCCAUUAAGAAAAGGGCAUUUGAGGAGACAUUUUAGGAGGGAACAGGGAUUUCAAAAGUGUCUCUUUAGAUAAUGUUAGAAAGUUCUGUCCAGGUUGUACUGGACAUCUUCACUUUCCUAAUUAUUUUAUGUAAUUAAUUUUGAACUUUUUUCAUACUGCCACUUAGUUGCUUUUUGAGUCCCUUUCCUUCCCAACACCAGUUGUCAGAUUAAGUCACUGCCAGUGGACAUAGUGAAUUGGAAAAACUGCAAACUAUAGAGCAUGUUUUAAAAUGAAAUGAGCUAUCUCAAGAUAGGCUGUUUGAGUCAGAAGGAAGGAUUGCGAGAAAUAUUGCUGCUGCUGCUGCUGUAUGUGCAUGUGUGUGUGUGUGUGUGAGACACUCACUGUGUGUGUGCAUGUGUGUGAGAGAGAUACUAUGUGUGUGUGUGUGUGUGUAUGUGAGACACUCACUGUGUGUGUGCAUGUGUGUGAGAGAGAUACUAUGUGUGUGUGUGUGUGUGUGUGUGUGUGAAAGAGAGAGAUACCAUCCUCAGAUUUUGAUGGAAAUAAAAUGGGAAAAUAUCUCUUGCAUAUAGUCCAUUCUCAGACAUAAUUGUGAGUGUUGCCCAAGAUGUCCCAAUUACUUACAUUCAGUACACAAUACACUUUGGUUUUUGUUUCAUAGGGAGGAUGAAUUUGCAGUUUUAUUUGCAUACUCUUAAUAAGCCCCACCUUUGUUAUCCCAGCAUAUAUUUGAGAGAAAAUUGUGUGGGAUUAAGAUUUACAGUCUAAACCAUGAAACACACUCAACUACACUAAGUAGUAGAUAAUAAUAAGUAAUUCGUGUAAGUUACCCAUUACUUUGGCCCCAUUGAUCCAUGAGAUACCACACAACUAAUCAAAUGGCAGGCAAGAAUUUGAGGCAAACACAAUGGAGGGUGUGUGUGUGUGUGUCUAAGAGAUGAAUGAAUGAGUCUAAGCUAGCAUGAUUAUUAGGAUGGAUUCAGCUUCAAUGUAUUUUUUAGAAGCAAAAUAUUACAGUUGAGAAUGAAGUACACUGGUGGCUUAAUAUUAUAGCUAUUUCCAGGUUUGUUGACAUCUCAAAUAUCACAUAUAGAUUAACUAACAAAUUGGGAAAAAGAAAAAACAGAUCUGGAAAUGGAUCUCUUUGCCUUAUCUAGAAGGGGUAUAAAUAAAGUAUGUGUGUUGUGUUGUCCAUACAUUGCUGUCAUUUGAAAUACCAGGUUCCCUUCCAAAGAAGGGGGACCAGCAGUACCAGUUAAUUGUGUAUUUUUUUGAAUUAGAACCUUUAAAUAAAGAAGAUCAGACAAUAUUAUUCAGGUACAUUUGUUCUAAGUUUGAAGAAAAGGUUGAAAAAAAUGUGAUACUGUUUUUUAAACCUUAGAGAUUGCGAAAUUGUUACAUCAAAUGUGAUACCAUAAAAUGACAAACUUAGUUUUGUAUUAAAGCUUUUUUUUUUUAAAACUCAACAUUUAAUAUGAAGCAAAUUCACACAUUUUCUAACUUUCCUUAGAUUUUGAAAGGGAGGGAGGGGGCCCCUGGAUUUGAAAUAUUGGUUUUUAAAAUCAUGAUGCUGUUUUAUCAUGAAAUUGAAUAGGUGACUUUUAGUAACACCGUUGUUUCUUUGUAUGUUUGUAAUAAUGGAAAUUUUAAAAUGCAGGAAUGCGUUGGUUUGUACAGACUUUGACAGAUGUAAGAGUGUAAAAAAUUCUUAUUCACUGAAAUACAAUUUUUUUCCUAUUCA
Molecule: messenger RNA, 3648 nt
Organism: Antechinus flavipes (yellow-footed antechinus)
Lineage: Eukaryota; Metazoa; Chordata; Mammalia; Dasyuromorphia; Dasyuridae
Gene: FAM76A
Product: family with sequence similarity 76 member A
Exons: 7
Coding region: 493-1182 (229 amino acids)
Source: RefSeq, a predicted model, not a curated record